CCCCACAAAGUAAAAAUGCGUUGCAAAUCGUUACAUCGAAGGAAAAAAGAAGAACGUCUACUAUUGGAUUUACCCACCACCGAUCCAGGUUCUGAUUUAGUAUUCUCAACAGAUGAUGAAUAUGUAAUGGAUGCCACCGCCGCCACUGGUGGUGUGCAAUGUUAUAGUACAUUACCCCGUCACAUAAGACGUGGUCUAAUGCAAAGUGAACUUCAACGACGUUACAUUGAAGAAAUAGGAGAUGGUCUGAGAAAUAUGCCACCUGAGUUGAUUAUAACAUCUCCUUCCAAUAAAACAAAACAUCCACCAAUAAAGAUACUAUUAAAACCCGCAAGCAAUACCCACAAAAAAUAUUCUGCAGCACCACCAAAAUCUGCGGAACUUCCAAUGAUUGGUGAACCGGCAAGACGUACCAGUUCUUGGCAUAAUCUGAAUACUGCCCCACAAACACCCAUAACACCGCAAUGGUAUUCAAUGAAUGUGACACGACGACAACAAUCACCGGCUGCGGUACACUCACCGAAACCAGUCUUUAAAACGAAAUCAAUGGCCAAAAAGGAACCCUUGAGUAAGGAGGACUUGGAAAUUAAAUUAUCUUUGAAAAAGAAAAUAUGGACAGGCAUCCAACCCGAAGAUGGUCCCUAUGGUGUAGAUCGCAGCAGACCUUUGACUUGGGUGCCACCGCCUCCGCUUAAAACGCCAACUAAAAAAUCUGUGGAUCACAAACGUGCGGAGUGUGCGAAGAAUGUUGUGCGCUUGGAGAAUGAAGCAUUUUUGACGUAA
Messenger RNA from Musca vetustissima, 783 nucleotides. RefSeq lists its product as uncharacterized. The record is from RefSeq and is a predicted model, not a curated record. Lineage: Eukaryota; Metazoa; Arthropoda; Insecta; Diptera; Muscidae. The annotation marks the transcript as partial. The transcript has 2 exons.